This is a messenger RNA of Trypanosoma theileri, 597 nucleotides long. RefSeq names its product tryparedoxin. The coding region runs from base 1 to 597 and encodes 198 amino acids. The transcript has a single exon. NCBI's taxonomy places the organism in Eukaryota, Euglenozoa, Kinetoplastea, Trypanosomatida, Trypanosomatidae. The record is from RefSeq and is a predicted model, not a curated record.
AUGCCCAUUGAGGAGGCACUGACUCAAAUAUUUGGAAACAGCUCACUAGACCUCCUACGUCAGGAUGGCAGCACUGUAAAGGCCACUAGUGCACUGUCAGGGAAAAAAUACUUGAUGUUGUAUUUAUCCGGUAGUUGGUGUCGGCCCUGUCGACUCUUCACACCACAACUCGCUACAUUUUACGAAUCCUUUCAUGAAAAACUCAACUUUGAGGUUGUGUUCGUUUCGCAGGAUCGGGAUGCACGCUCCAUGCUGGCAUACUUCUUCAAUCCAAAGUACAGCCGCUCUGCGGUGCGUGGGGGUGAGGGCUCGCAUGGAAAUUGGCUGGCGUUGCCGUAUGAGCAGGCUAGUUCCCUCAGCAGGAUGUUAAUGUGGCGGCAUAAAAUCUCCGGCAUCCCAACACUGUUACUUUUUGAUAUGGAGAGUGGGAAACUAAUGACCCGCAAGGCACGGGAUUUGGUCAUGCACACAUUGGAGACCGCGGAGGGAUUUCCGUGGGAAGAAUCUGAGGAGAGUGUGGUGCAAGACUCUGGUUGGCGGCGACAGGUGUUUCUGGGAGUGGUUUUUCUUUUGUUAAUGUAUUGCUUGUGGAAAUAA